AUGCAGGUGGUGAUUGAGCUGUUUGUUGGACUGCUGCUUUGUUUUUGGGCUGCGCUCACUGUGCCUGGGAAGUUCCAGUCCAUACAUCCUCACUCUGAGGAGAACAGGAUUGUCUCUUUACCUGCCAAUCUAGACUUCAUGAUCUUCAAACACCGAGGCAAGGUCUUUCCUGGGGAAAUGGAUGUGAAGCUGAAACAAUGA
This is a messenger RNA of Sphenostylis stenocarpa, 201 nucleotides long. The record is from the annotation of a GenBank genome assembly. NCBI's taxonomy places the organism in Eukaryota, Viridiplantae, Streptophyta, Magnoliopsida, Fabales, Fabaceae.